AUGCGUCAUCUCACUAGCACGGCUAGAGCACUAAAACGUAUCAAGACUCGUAGGUCUUACGAGGGAUUCAGAAAGACAUCUCAACGGCCUAAAUCUCCCCCCACAAGGUCCUACGCAAGGGCCUUAAACGUAAAGGCUGAGGCUACUACGCCUACACGAUCAUCUCAGUCGGCAUUGGAUAAAAGGCCAAUUAAAGAACAUCCGAUGCCAUUUAUAACAGACCUCUCCAACACUUGCAGCUAUUGUAGUCAUAAGCACUACAUCGCCUUUUGCCCUCUCUUCAAGAAUUUAAAUCAACAGAAGAAGGAGAAGGUCAUAGCAGAAUCUCGCCUAUGUUAUAACUGCUUGGGCAAGCAUAACGUUAGGCAAUGUAGGAGUACUAGGCGAUGCAACCAGUGUGGAGAUCGGCACCACACGCUCAUACAUCCUGAGAAAAGGAUGACAUCGUCCAGGACAUCUCCUCCUACAACCAAGACAUCUCCUCCUACAACCAGAACAUCUCCUCCAUCGUCUAGGACAUCUCCUCCAACAUCGUCUAGGACAUCUCCUCCUACAUCAAGAUUAUCGCUGCCAAUCUCAAGGACUUCAAGCUCUCUCUCAGAGACAACACAGACAUCUCAGMRAGUCUCGUCCUCGCAGGGCUCACGGGUAUCGUCGGAUGAGUCACCGAGAGAGGAUCGUCGUAAAUCUUCCAAAAAGUCAUCUCAUCGCCGAUCCUCUAGUCCGAAGUCAUCAUCAUCCACUUCCGGUACAUCGACUCCCAGACCUCUCUCCCAACCGAAGGCUUCUGUUCAUGGCUCCUCUCACAAGUCAUCUUCAACUCAAUCAUCUCCUCCUAAGUCUAUACCUACCAAGAAGAGUUCUUCUCAGAACUCUUUAAAAAAGGCGUCCUCAGAAUGA
Molecule: messenger RNA, 900 nt
Organism: Polistes canadensis
Lineage: Eukaryota; Metazoa; Arthropoda; Insecta; Hymenoptera; Vespidae
Product: putative protein TPRXL
Exons: 1
Coding region: 1-900 (299 amino acids)
Source: RefSeq, a predicted model, not a curated record